This is a messenger RNA of Gongylonema pulchrum, 96 nucleotides long. NCBI's taxonomy places the organism in Eukaryota, Metazoa, Nematoda, Chromadorea, Rhabditida, Gongylonematidae. The record is from the annotation of a GenBank genome assembly.
AUGGCAGCCGCCACGGCCGCCGAAUCCACUGGUCCCGAAACAUCUUUGGCCACCACGAAGCCAUCGCUGGGCGAAGACGAAACUGCCGGCAAAACC